AACAGUCGACAUAAGGCUAAAAAGAUAGAGAUGAACGCAGAACGUUAAAAUAGAGAAAUAAGAAAGGCAGAGAAAAGUAUUUCUUUUCUUUUCAGGGGAUUUUCAACAAGAAUAGAUCCCUUAUUUUUCAUUAUCCGCUACAUCCUUUUUGUUUUUCUUCAAGAAACUAUGAAUCUUUUCCAAUUCUCAUAAACCCUUCUCAUAUUCGCAAUGAUGACGACAAUAUUCCCACAAAUUUUCGCCACUUUCACAGAUUACAAACCCCAAAGACAAGCUUUUUACACUACAAAAUCACGACAAUCCACCAACUCUUUUACAAGGAGAUACGUUUGUUGUUUUCAUCAACAAAAUUCUAGAUUGGGUUUUGAAUCCAGAGUGAAAUUGUCACUGAGUAAACAUCAGUUCGAUGAGAAUCUAAGCAAGAAGAAGAGGGUCGUUCUUGUUAGGUCUAAUAAUCUUAAAUUCAAUAGCUCAGGCGGCGGCGGCGGCGGUGGCGGAAGAGACGACGGCAGUACAGCAAGGGUUUUGGGGAAUCUUGCUUUGGCUAUCGGCUUGACUUAUCUUUCUUUUACUGGACAGCUUGGUUGGGUACUUGACGCCAUUGUUUCCGUUUGGCUUCUUGUGAUUCUUGUCCCAAUUGUGGGUUUAGGAGUUCUUAUUUGGUGGGCAGGAAAAGACAUGGUUCAAAGCAAUUGCCCCAAUUGUGGAAAUGAAUUUCAGGUUUUUGAAUCUACUUUAACUGAGGAGUCACAGGUGUGUCCCUAUUGUAGUCAACCUUUUUCAGUGGUGGGUAAUGAGUUUGUAAGAAAUCCUGUGAAAUACCCGAAUGAAUCUACAUCAUUUGGUGAAGCUUUUGGCGACUUUUCUUCUCGUUCAAAAAAAGGGAAGGCUUCAUCUAGACCUGUUAUUGAUAUUGAAGCUGAGGUUAAGGAUAUCGAUUGAGGUGUCAAACUAUUCUUACUCCUUCCCUAUUGUUGUAAUGAAUAUAGAUAGAAUCAAAAUUCAGAAAUUGUGUAUUCAUAAGUUUUUGAUGUACAGAAGAAUUAUAUGAUUUGUAGCAAAAUAAUGUGAGAUUAUUUGUAUUCUUUAA
Molecule: messenger RNA, 1090 nt
Organism: Lactuca sativa (garden lettuce)
Lineage: Eukaryota; Viridiplantae; Streptophyta; Magnoliopsida; Asterales; Asteraceae
Source: RefSeq, a predicted model, not a curated record